This is a messenger RNA of Oncorhynchus tshawytscha (Chinook salmon), 1937 nucleotides long. Its product is annotated as eukaryotic initiation factor 4A-III. Bases 518 to 1738 code for a protein of 406 amino acids. Gene Ontology annotation, molecular function: ATP binding; RNA helicase activity; mRNA binding. The transcript has 12 exons. Gene Ontology annotation, cellular component: nucleolus; catalytic step 2 spliceosome. The record is from RefSeq and is a predicted model, not a curated record. NCBI's taxonomy places the organism in Eukaryota, Metazoa, Chordata, Actinopteri, Salmoniformes, Salmonidae.
AUUCUGCACAUUUUCUCAUCGAUUAAACAUUCGAUCUCAAUAUAGUUUUCUGUUCGCAAACUAGAAUAUGUUAUGAACAGAAUGGACUACGUUAUGUAGACUGUACCCUUUUCAAACGUUUUUAAAAAUCGCGCUGUUUAGAAGGAGUACAGAGUAUAAUUGUGUUAUUGCACACGGGCAAUUCACAGAGUAGGCCUUCCGUAACGGAAAUAUGCAGAUACAUACUAGAACGCCUAUAGGAUAUCGCUAGCGGGUGCUUGGCUCUGCCCACCUCCUUGUUUGUUCUGCUCACUCUGACUCAUUUGUUUCCAUUGGAAACGACAUGUGGUGGUCUAUCUUGAUUAACUUCUAAAAAGUCUUUGGUUACACCUUUACUCGUCAUGCAAAUUAUUGUCUCUUGCUUUUGGCGUCACUAAAGCGACGCAUGCGGCGGUCUUUUUUCUACUUCCCGCAGCAGAACUCGAGUUGGUGAAGUUGUCUAUUUCCUUCUUAUUUUGUGAAAACGCUCACAAAAGCCAUGGAAGUAGCCACCGUACCACGCACGAGGCGUCUAUUGAAGGAUGAAGACAUGACCAAGAUCGAGUUUGAGACCAGCGAGGAGGUCGAUGUUACUCCUACCUUCGACACAAUGGGCCUACGAGAGGAUCUCCUCCGUGGGAUCUACGCAUACGGUUUCGAGAAGCCUUCCGCAAUCCAACAAAGAGCAAUUAAACAGAUCAUCAAGGGUAGAGAUGUCAUUGCACAGUCUCAGUCAGGAACAGGAAAGACUGCCACGUUUUGCGUAUCAGUGCUGCAGUGUCUUGACAUUCAGGUGCGUGAAACCCAAGCACUGAUCCUGGCUCCCACCAGAGAGUUGGCUGGACAGAUACAGAAGGUGCUCCUAGCCCUCGGUGACUACAUGAACGUCCAGUGUCAUUCCUGCAUCGGUGGGACAAACGUGGGUGAGGACAUCCGCAAACUGGACUAUGGCCAGCACGUAGUAGCAGGGACCCCUGGGAGAGUGUUUGAUAUGAUCCGCAGGAGGAGUUUGAGGACGCGUGCCAUCAAGAUGCUGGUGCUGGACGAAGCAGACGAAAUGCUCAACAAGGGUUUCAAAGAGCAGAUCUACGACGUGUACCGGUACCUGCCCCCCGCCACCCAGGUGUGUCUGAUCAGCGCCACCCUGCCCCACGAGAUCCUGGAGAUGACCAACAAGUUCAUGACCGACCCCAUCCGCAUCCUGGUCAAACGUGAUGAGUUGACUCUGGAGGGCAUCAAGCAGUUCUUUGUGGCAGUAGAGAGGGAGGAGUGGAAGUUUGACACCCUGUGUGACCUGUAUGACACCCUCACCAUCACGCAGGCUGUCAUCUUCUGCAACACCAAGCGGAAGGUUGACUGGCUGACUGAGAAGAUGAGGGAGGCCAACUUCACCGUCUCCUCCAUGCAUGGAGACAUGCCCCAGAAGGAGAGGGAGUCCAUCAUGAAAGAGUUCCGGUCCGGUGCCAGCCGAGUGCUUAUCUCAACUGAUGUGUGGGCCCGAGGUCUGGAUGUGCCCCAGGUGUCCCUCAUCAUCAACUAUGACCUGCCCAACAACAGAGAGCUGUACAUCCACAGGAUUGGCCGAUCGGGACGUUAUGGCCGCAAGGGUGUGGCCAUCAACUUUGUGAAGAACGACGACAUCCGUAUUCUCCGUGACAUUGAGCAGUACUAUUCCACACAGAUCGAUGAAAUGCCAAUGAACGUGGCUGACCUGAUCUAAGUUGGUGGUGACGGAAGUGGAGAGACCGCUUUGAUUACACUUUGGACCCCUUUUAUUUACUGUUGGAAUUCUUGUCUCAUUUGUUGUUUUUUUUUAAUAGUAGCUUUGGAACAACCUUUACUAUUGUAUUCUUAGGGAAAUGCCUACUGCAACCUUCCAGUUGUUUUGUAAAUAAAGAACAUUUUGUUUCCCAUUUGAA